Didymodactylos carnosus is the source of this 1005-nucleotide messenger RNA. The record is from the annotation of a GenBank genome assembly. Lineage: Eukaryota; Metazoa; Rotifera; Eurotatoria; Philodinida; Philodinidae.
AUGAAUGAGACAAUUUUGACAUCAUCAAAUAUAAAUAUGAAACGAAAACGUUCAAUUUAUUAUUAUCAAUGGUUACCUAUUUUACUUGCUAUUCAAUCCCUUGGCUUUUUAAUUCCACGUAUUAUUUGGUCUAGUUUUAGUUCUCGAUGUGGUAUUAAUAUUCAACAUGUAUUAUCACCCACCUAUGAUUAUCGUACAUGUCGUUAUAAAGUUCGUCAUAUAACAACUAUGUUAAUAAUGUUAGCUAAAGCAAAAUAUUAUGAUUUUAAUCGCUCAAAUCAACAACCAAAAACGUCAUUUAAUCAUAUUAUAAAAUCAUUUAAUAUUUUUUGUCUACCAUUUUUUUUUCUUAAUGAAAAUAUUUUUCAUGGAUACUAUUUAACAAAUUUAUUUUUAAUCGUUAAAUUAUUAUUUCUAUUAAAUUCAACAUUACAAUUAUUUUUGCUUAAUACAUUAUUAACAAAAAAUGCUCUCUUCUAUGGUGUAGAAGUUAUUGAUAAUUUUCUAAGAGGAGAAUAUGUUGUUGGUUCAAAAAUAUUUCCGUUAACAGUUUACUGUGAUUUUUCCAUAUCAAAAGUUGGACAUCCAACAUUGUAUACCGUUCAAUGUCUAUUACCAAUGAAUGUAUUCAAUGAAAAAAUAUUUACAAUUAUUUGUUUAUUUCGACAAUUCAAUUAUGCUUAUAUUGCACGAUAUUUAGAAUUAUAUUCUAAAAAAGAACGAUUUAAACAAAAUGUGUUAAUCAAACGUUUUGUACUUGAAUAUUUAAAUUCCGAUGGAGUUUUGAUACUACGUUUAAUAUCUGAAAAUAUUAGCGAUUUAUUGACAAGUGAAGUUGUCAAUGCUCUAUGGAAUGAUUACAAGACAAUGAAUCGUUUAAAUUCAAUAAAUCGUGAAAAAUAUUAUAAUCAACGAUUAAAAAAUCUUGCAUCGACAAAUAAUGGUGCUAAUGUCAAUAGUAAUAGAAGAUCAUCGAAUGUCUAUCUCAGACAAAUAUAUAAAUAA